This is a messenger RNA of Mesocestoides corti, 363 nucleotides long. NCBI's taxonomy places the organism in Eukaryota, Metazoa, Platyhelminthes, Cestoda, Cyclophyllidea, Mesocestoididae. The record is from the annotation of a GenBank genome assembly.
AUGCACGUCAUGGAUGAGCAUGGACACAUGACGCAGGCCGUCACUGGAUCAUGUGACCGUGACUCCUCCACAGCAGCCAGCUGUGCAUACUCACUACAGGAACCUCGUGAUCUCUUCACCCAUCGUAUCGGUGUGCUGGAAGGCAUGCCGUCUGCGUCACCAUGGAACAUGACGCUAAGUGGUUUGCGUAGCUUUGUCAAAACCCAGUGGAAAUUGAAGAUGCUCCAUGGCGUGAAUUUAACCGAUAUUCUAAUGGAAUGCAUUAGCAACACGCCGAAGCUCGUCUAUAUUAUUCCACGUUAUGGCGUCAUAUCUCAGCCUCUCCUUGAACACCGUUUGCCAGGACUAGCAACUCCUCGCUGA